This is a messenger RNA of Phragmites australis (common reed), 1970 nucleotides long. Its product is annotated as probable serine/threonine-protein kinase At1g01540. Gene Ontology annotation, molecular function: ATP binding; protein kinase activity. The coding region runs from base 198 to 1748 and encodes 516 amino acids. Gene Ontology annotation, biological process: protein phosphorylation. NCBI's taxonomy places the organism in Eukaryota, Viridiplantae, Streptophyta, Magnoliopsida, Poales, Poaceae. The transcript has 7 exons. The record is from RefSeq and is a predicted model, not a curated record.
UAAAAAUACUAACCCCACCCACCAAAGCCUCCCCAACACGCACCCUGGCCUUCAUCACAGCUUCGCCUCUCUCCCUCUCUCUCUCGUUCGCCCGCGCUCUCUCUCCCGUGUCAAGUCGCAUGCAUAUGUAAGCAGCAGGCAAGAUUCCAAAGCGAAAGGGCUCUCGCUUCCUCUCCGUCUCAUCAGCUUCGCCGGCGAUGGCGGCGCAGAGGAGGCUGCUGGCCGAGGCGCCGCCGGGUCGCCAUCACAAGCAGGGCGCGCCGCCGCCGACCUGGAGCGCGGGGUACCUCAAUGGCUGGCUGUCGCAGCCAACGGGAGUGUUUGGGCUCCGCCUCUGGGCGCUCAUCGGCAUCGCUGUCGGCGCCGUCAUCGUGCUCGUGCUCCUCCUCAUCUUCGUCUGCCUCGUCCGCCGCCGCCGCCGCCGCCGCGACGACCUCGCGGCCAACCUCUACCCCGCCGACACCAAGCUGCUCAAGCAGCACCCGAAGCAGGCCACGCCGACCAAGGACAUCCAAGAAAUCGUCCGCCGGCAGCAGCAGCAGACGCUGCCUCCGGCGGUGCAGCUUACCAAAGCAGAGACACCGCCGCCGCCGCAGCAGCAGCAGCAGCAGAGGGCGCAGGCGCCCCUGGUACCGGCGGUACCCAUGCGGAAGACGCCGGGCAGCGGUAUGUCGGCAACGACGAGCGGCGGGAGCGAGCGGGACGCUGCCACGCCGAGGAGCACCGGGAGCGCCGCGCCGGAGGUGUCGCACCUCGGAUGGGGCCACUGGUUCACGCUCCGGGAGCUGGAGGAGGCCACGGACGGGCUCGCCGAGGAGAAUGUGAUCGGGGAGGGCGGCUACGGCAUCGUGUACAGGGGCACGUUGCAGGACUCCACCACGAUUGCCGUCAAGAACCUGCUCAACAAUAGAGGCCAGGCUGAGAAGGAGUUCAAGGUGGAGGUCGAAGCAAUCGGUCGUGUUCGGCACAAGAAUCUCGUAAGGUUGCUUGGCUACUGCGUAGAGGGUGCUUAUAGGAUGCUAGUGUACGAGUAUGUAGACAAUGGUAAUCUUGAUCAGUGGCUUCAUGGUGAUGUUGGGGAAGUGAGCCCACUAACCUGGGACAUCAGGAUGAACAUUAUUCUAGGAACUGCUAAAGGGCUGGCCUAUCUUCAUGAGGGGCUGGAACCGAAGGUUGUCCACCGUGACAUCAAAUCUAGCAAUAUUCUUCUUGACCAGCAAUGGAACGCUAAAGUAUCAGAUUUUGGGCUUGCAAAGCUAUUGUGCUCAGAGAGAAGUUAUGUUACAACCCGUGUUAUGGGAACCUUUGGCUAUGUGGCCCCUGAAUACGCCAGCACCGGAAUGUUGAAUGAGAGGAGUGAUGUCUAUAGCUUUGGUGUCCUUAUAAUGGAGAUAAUCACCGGUAGAUCUCCUGUAGAUUAUACAAGAGCACCUGGAGAAGUGAACUUGGUUGAAUGGCUCAAGACUAUGGUUACUGAGAGGAGAGCGGAGGAGGUAGUAGACCCUAAGUUGGCUGAAAAGCCUUCUCCGAAAGUACUGAAGCGGUCGCUUCUUGUUGGCCUUCGCUGCGUCGAUCCUGAUGCCAAUAAGAGGCCUAAAAUGGGGCAUGUAAUUCACAUGCUCGAAAUGGAUGACCUAUUCCGAGAUGAUAAGAAGCCCGGAAGGUAUGUUCAUCCUCAGACGUCAGACAGAUACAGCUCCAAGGAGGAUGGGGGCUUCAGCAAGCGCCAGAACCAACAGUAUAGAUGAUGGACAACGCGAUACUAGACUGGAAUAUGAGUGCGUAUGGAUUGCCAUUAGAGAUUAGCAAUAUUAACCAUGUUUUCAUCGCAUUCUUUCUCCCCUCAUUCAAUCUCAUAACCCACUCUUGUUGCUCUUUGAUUGUAUUAUAUGCGAGCAUCAUUCUAUGUCCACUUGAUACUUAAAUUACACACAAGUGUAGAAUAGCAUCGUGUUGUGACUUGUGACUAA